AUGUCACCACACCUCGCACGUUUUUCUGCAUUUCCAACGAGCACUGCAGUUUCUAUGAUGGAGCGCAAAGACUUUAAGCGCAAGGCCCAGGAAAUCUCGGAAUCCCCUCAACUUGUGUCGGAAAAGAUAAGCGAACUAACAAACGUCUUGGCGGAAAGUGAUGCAAUAUUGAGGGCGGAAAUCAGUGAGCUUAGUGAAAAAAUAGGCAAGUUAAAAAAACAACUGACUAUCAGAGAAGAAGAAUGCAUUCGCCUUCAGGAAGAGGUAGCUUUUUUUCAUCCCGACGCAAUCAUUGACAGGGUUCGAACUAAACUUUGGCACCAUGGUGACCUUUCAUUGCUCCGUCGGGCAAUCGAGCAGCGAUCGCGUGUGUUGCGGAGCGUGGAAUCUCGAGGUGAUCGUUCUCUCUAUCUUUGCGAUACCCCUUCUAAAAAGAGUAAGCCGACAAUCAACGGCACUGAAGAUCCUAGUGUUACAACAAAACCUGAGAAAGAGGAGGCAUCAACAUCGCCAACUGCGACAACAGAGCUUGGCAUCAUAAUGGACAACGCUGACACUGAAGAGAAAGACAACGACAAUGCUACUAGUCAGCUGGAGAAUCAAUUGGUGUAUAUUGUGUCAGAUAUCCAAUCCGAUGCAAAAUAG
This is a messenger RNA of Plasmopara halstedii, 645 nucleotides long. RefSeq lists its product as uncharacterized. The coding region runs from base 1 to 645 and encodes 214 amino acids. The record is from RefSeq and is a predicted model, not a curated record. NCBI's taxonomy places the organism in Eukaryota, Oomycota, Peronosporomycetes, Peronosporales, Peronosporaceae. The transcript has a single exon.